This is a messenger RNA of Gymnogyps californianus (California condor), 711 nucleotides long. RefSeq names its product scavenger receptor cysteine-rich type 1 protein M130-like. The record is from RefSeq and is a predicted model, not a curated record. The transcript is spliced from 4 exons. The coding region runs from base 1 to 711 and encodes 236 amino acids. Gene Ontology annotation, cellular component: membrane. Lineage: Eukaryota; Metazoa; Chordata; Aves; Accipitriformes; Cathartidae.
AUGUUGGUGUUCAAAGGUGCUGCGGAGGUGAGGCUGGCGAAUGGCAGCAGUCACUGUGCUGGGAGAGUGGAGGUGAAACACAGGGGCCAGUGGGGGACUGUGUGUGGUGACUACUGGAGCAUGGACGACGCAGCAGUGGUUUGUAAGCAGCUGGACUGUGGGUCUGCUGUUGGAGCUCCUCAGUACGGACACUUUGGGCCAGGAUCUGGCCCCAUUUGGAUGGAUGAUGUUGGCUGUAAUGGCACCGAGUCUGCCCUGUCUGACUGCAAACACGCAGGAUGGGGUGAACAUAACUGUGCUCACACUCACGAUGCUGCAGUGACAUGUUCAGACGGGAGUGCUGUGGAGGUGAGGCUGGCGGAUGGUGGCAAACGCUGUGCUGGGAGAGUGGAGGUGAAACAACAGGGCCAGUGGGGGACCGUGUGUCGUAACUACUGGGACAUGGACGAUGCCGCAGUGGUUUGUAAGCAGCUGGACUGUGGGUCUGCUGUUGAAGCUCACCAGUACGCACACUUUGGGCCAGGAUCUGGCCCCAUUUGGAUGGAUGACGUUGGCUGUAAUGGCACCGAGUCUGCCCUGUCUGACUGCAAACACGCAGGAUGGGGUGAACAUGACUGUGUUCACACUAUUGACGCUGGCGUGACGUGUUCAGGCCUGGUGGAGCACCAGGACAGUGAGGACUUCUGCCUCUGCACCAUGAACAUGCUUUAG